CUGCUGCCUCAGUGUCAGUGCCUGUGCCGACUCAGCUACCCGCAUGCGAGAGAGAGGCCUGCGUGUGUCGUUAGUGCAGUGUGAGUGUAGUGCAGUGCAGUGUUAGUGUGUCAGAGCACUACCAUGAGACAGGAUACACACACAGCUAGGAUACUCUGAGAUCAGAGUGGAGAGGCGCGAUAUGAGUGUGACGCAAGGAUGAGGAACAGGAUGUGGCUGUGGGCAGCGGUGUGGCUGUUGGCCAUUACAAGAGCAGAGCACGUGCGGGACUUGGAGGUGUCGGAGGGAGCACCGGUGGGCACGAGAGUCGGCUUCAUCGGCGACGGUUCCUCCAGCGACAGCGGGCCUCCUUACCUCAUAGUGCCGGUGCCAGGGAGCGCGGUCGACACGGAGCUGAGCAUCGAACAGAACACAGGAGAGAUCAGGACCAAGGUGCCGCUAGACCGAGAAACGCGGGCUUCCUACUCGCUGGUGGCCAUUCCCCUUAGCGGCGAGAAUGUGCGAGUGGUAGUGCGAGUGCUGGAUGACAACGACAACGCGCCGACCUUCCCCAGCCCCGUCAUGAGCAUAGAGUUCCCCGAGAAUACCCCUCGCGAUGUUAAGAGGACGUUAAACCCCGCGAGAGACCUGGAUCUGGGCAUCUUCAAUACGCAGAGGUACAAUAUUGUGUCGGGUAACGUGAACAACGCGUUCAGGCUCUCGUCCCACAGAGAGCGUGACGGGGUGCUCUACUUGGACUUGCAGAUCAACGGGUUUCUUGACCGCGAGACGACGGCGGCUUACAGUCUGCUGAUAGAGGCGCUGGACGGAGGAAGUCCGCCUCUCAAGGGCCAAAUGACGGUUAACAUCACCAUCCAAGACGUCAAUGACAACCAGCCCAUUUUCAACCAGAGCAGGUAUUUUGCUACAGUUCCUGAAAACGCCACGGUGGGUACGAGUAUCCUGCAAGUGCACGCGACCGACGCGGACGCUAGUGAGAACGGUGAAGUGGAGUAUUCAAUCAAUAGGAGGCAGAGUGAUCGAGAGGGAAUGUUCAAGAUUGACUCAAAAACGGGGCUUAUAGCCGUCAACCGUCCUUUGGAUUUUGAAACUAAGGAAGUGCACGAACUCGUAGUAGUCGCGAAAGAUCAUGGAGUCCAACCUUUAGAGACAACAGCUUUCGUUUCUAUCAGGGUGACCGAUGUGAAUGACAAUCAGCCUACGAUUAACGUGAUAUUCUUGAGUGACGACGCAACACCAAAGAUAUCUGAGAUGGCUCAGCCGGGUGAGUUUGUGGCGAGGAUCUCAGUGAACGAUCCGGAUUCAAAGACGGAAUAUUCGAACGUGAACGUCACACUGGAAGGAGGAGAGGGGCACUUCGGGCUGGCCACCCAAGACAACAUAAUCUACCUCGUGAUAGUCUCCCUGCCCAUAGACAGGGAACAGAGGCCAAACUACACACUGAGUGUGAUAGCCACGGAUACGGGAACUCCUCCUCUGCACGCUUCCAGGACGUUUCAUCUGAGGGUGACCGAUAUCAAUGAUAAUGCACCUCAGUUUGUAGAAUCCGUUUACUACGCGAACGUGUUGGAAGUGGCCGAUCCGGGAACUUCUGUGUUUCGAGUGACCGCAGUGGACAUAGACGAGGGGGACAACUCGGUGCUCAGUUAUACCAUUCAAGAGAGCUCGGAGACCCAUUCGUCCUGGUUCCAGAUCGACCCGAGGUCCGGACUGAUCACGACCAGAUCCCACAUCGACUGCGAGACCGAUCCUGUGCCCCAGCUGACGGUGAUCGCCACUGACAGCGGCAACCCCCCGCUCUCUUCAUCGGCCACCGUCCUCGUCACCAUCCACGACGUCAACGACAACGAGCCCAUCUUCGACCAGAGCUAUUACAACGUCACGAUCGCCGAGAACGAGACUAGAGGACGCUGUAUUCUCAAGGUGUCAGCGACAGACCCCGACUGCGGAGUUAACGCGAUGGUCAAUUACACCCUAGGCGAAGUCAAAUCUCACUUCGAGGUGAAAUCAGUUAGCGGUGAGGUCUGCAUUUCUGGGGAGCUGGACUACGAGACCAAGAGUGCAUACGAGUUCCCCGUUAUCGCCACUGAUAGAGGAGGACUGAGCACAACAGCCAUGGUCAAGGUGCAGCUCACAGACGUAAACGACAACUGGCCUAUCUUCUAUCCGCGGGAGUACAACGUAACGCUGCGGUCAGGGGUCGUGUCCCAGGGGGCGAUAGUCGUGGUAGCCGCGUCGGACAGGGACUCUGGACGUUUGGGGGCAGUUACCUAUCAGUUGGUGUCGGGGAACGAGGGCAACCUCUUCCGCGUCGACAGGACGACCGGAGAGGUUCUGGUGAACCGGCCAAACUUACCGUCGCGACCGGGUUCCUACCGACUCAACGUGUCGGCCACGGACGGCGCCGGCCUCCGGUCCCUCGAGGAUGCCGAGGUUUUCGUCACCGUAUCCGACAAGGGACCGCUCUUCGAGAAGACCAGCUACAACUUCAAUGCCCGUGAAGACGUCCCAAGGAACACUAUGGUGGGAGCGGUCAAAGCCAUCUCAAGCGGUUACCAUUCUUUGGUACGGUACUCUAUCGUUGCCGGAGACUCCGAGGGUUACUUCACCAUCGACCCCAACAGCGGAGCUGUCAGGACCGCCUCCACCUUGGACCAUGAGGCCCACUCGUCCGUGCUGCUCAACGUGCAAGCGGCUUCGGACUCCUCGUCUGUGUACGCCUACACCCAGGUGAAAAUUACGAUAGAUGAUGUGAAUGAUAACAGUCCUGAGUUCGAUUCCACAACGGUCCGCCUCUCUGUACCGGAGAACGCAGAACUGGGUGUUCCUCUGUACGCCGCUCUGGCUCACGAUAGUGACUCCAGUCGCAACGGUCAAGUCAGAUAUCGCCUGGUGUCCGCGUCUUCAGGUGACGCACGUCUGUUCGCCAUCGAACCCCGGCUGGGCCAUCUGACCCUCGCCCGUCACCUGGAUUACGAGACCGCCCAGAGGCACAGUCUCGUCGUCUCGGCUACAGACUCCGGGGAACCUCCUCUUUCCGCUAACCUGACUGUCCUUCUGGAGGUUCAAGAUGUCAACGACAACCCACCGGUAUUCGAGAGGACAGAGUAUACCGUCACCGUCUCCGAGGGUCUCCCGGUCAACUCACAGAUCCUGCAAGUGACGGCAGUGGACUUAGACACAGGAAACAACGCCAGAAUUACUUACCGUCUCUUGGCAGAUUCCCAGGACCACGACGUGUUUGGCAUCUUCCCCAACAGCGGCUGGCUUUUUCUGCAGCGCCCGUUAGAUAGGGAGUCAAGAGAUCGAUUCUCUCUCCGGGUCGCUGCGACUGACAACGGCACCCCUGCGGGCACUGCCACAGCCCUUGUCACCGUCUCGGUGUCCGACGCCAAUGACAAUGACCCCGUCUUCUCCAGUGAGGCCUAUCAGUUCACAGUCGAAGAGAAUAUGCCCCGCGGUGCUCCUGUGGGCCUGCUUGUGGCUACUGAUAAGGAUCUCGACAACAACGGAGCGCUUCGAUUCAGUCUCAUCCCGAGCAACUCCAGCUUCCAGAUCAAUCCUGUAUCAGGUGAGAUGUUUACACGAGAACCGUUGGACCGAGAGACCAAGAGUGUUUACGAACUGGUAGCUGAAGCUCGAGACCAGGGAAGUCCUCCCCGCAGUGCCAGGGUUUCAGUGCGUGUUCUGGUGACAGAUGUGAACGACAACUCACCGGACCUGGUGGAUCCCCAGGAGGACGUGAUCAGUGUGAGAGAGGAGCAGCCACCUGGUACCGAGGUGGUGAGGGUCCGCGCUGUAGACCGAGAUGAGGGAUACAACGCCACUGUCACAUAUUCCAUAGUCAAAGGGAGUGACAUGGAUGGCUACGGCGUGUUUACCGUGGACCAGGUCACCGGACUUAUCCGGACCAAAGUGAUCCUGGACCAUGAGGAGCGGGCUAUCUACCGGGUAGCAGUCGCCGCCACCGACAACGGCAGUCCGCCAAAAGAGACAGUCCGUGUGCUCAGGGUCGAAGUCCUGGACCUUAACGACAACAGACCUACCUUCACCAGCUCCAGUCUCGUCUUCAAGAUCAGAGAAGACGUUCCGGUAGGUUUUGUUGUGGGUAACGUGGUAACCUCAGACUCAGCGGACGGUGACAACUUGGUGUCAGGACGCGCGGGGGGUGGUCACGUGAUGUACACUUUGACCUCCUUAUCGCCACCAGAUAGUGACGGAGCUUUCGACAUGGACCGAAGCACGGGAUCGCUGGUGGUGGCACGAUUGCUUGACCGAGAGACUCAUCCGCAGUACAAGCUGGAGGUGCGGGCCUUGGAUACCAGCACGAGCAGCAACCCACAGAGCAGCGCUGUGGUCGUGAGGGUAGAACUGUGGGACGUGAACGACAACGCACCUCGAUGGGACCAGGAUCCCAUCACCAUCUCGGUGGCGGAAAGUGCCGCCGUGGGAUCCGCCGUGUGGAACUUCACUGCCAGUGACGCCGACGCUGGACCUAACGGAGAACUCAGAUACAGUCUUGUAGACGCUUGGCCGCGGACCGAAGUACCCCAGUUCUCUGUGGACCCACUGACAGGAACCCUGACCUUGAUGUCACCGUUGGACUUCGAAGCGAUCACGGAUUUCACCCUCGUGGUACGAGUCACUGACCAGGCAUCUAACGUGUCUGAUAGAUUGAGCUCUUCUCUCACAGUUCGCGUAGCAAUCCAAGACGUCAACGACAACGCUCCUGCCUUCGUGUCUCCCGCUACUGGCACCGUCACCGUCAUGGAGGACGCCGAGGUGGGGCAUUCGCUCUGCCGCAUCACCGCGGUCGACAGAGAUUCUGGCGAGAACUCGAGAACUACAUAUACUAUCACGGCGGGAAACGAGGACGGCAAAUUCACCCUCGGCUAUGGUACCGGAGUUCUUGCUCUUGCAAGGCCUCUAGACAUAUCCAUCGCGAACGGCAUAUCUCCGAAGUAUCGCCUGAACAUCACCGCCAGCGAUCAUGGAAGUCCUUCGCCAAAGAAAACUACUCUACCUCUGACGCUUGUUGUCAAGGGAUCUACAGAAACGCCGCCUAGAUUCAUACACGCUACGUACCACGCCAACAUCCCAGAAGAUGCAGCUGUAGGAAGCGUCAUUACCAAAGUUGCUGCUGGAACGGGCUCUCAAGACAGUGGAGGCCGCUCCAGCAACUUGAGCUUCCACGUGACCCGAGGAGUAGCAGACGACAAAUUCGCUAUAGACGCCGAGAGGGGAACUGUCACACUGGUCGACACACUGGACAGGGAGGCGAGAGACCAUUACGUCAUCCCGGUCUACGUCAUGGACAGACUAUAUUAUGACGUGGCCACCAUAUCAAUCCGAGUGACCGACGUGAACGACCACGCCCCAGAGUUCCGACCUGGAGCAUGCUACCCUCUCAGUGUUCCAGAGAAUAGCGACUUAGCAGUUGUGCACACUCUCACAGCCACGGACGCUGACUCUGGUACCAACGGAGAAAUAACGUACAGCAUAACUGGUGGAAACAUCGGCAACAAGUUCAGCAUCGAUCUGCAUACCGGAGAGCUGAGUGCCAGACCCUUGGAUAGGGAGACCCAAGCCCGGUAUCAGCUAGUGAUAACAGCCCAGGACCGCGGCAGCCCCAAUCCUCUCAGCGGCUCCUGCAACAUUACAGUUACCGUGGAAGACCAGAAUGACAACGAUCCGAGGUUCUCCAAGCUGCGUUAUACCGCCACUAUUCCAGAAGACAUCGAGGUGGGCAGUGCGGUGCUCACCGUGAAGGCAUCUGACGCAGAUCUAGGAAUUAACGCUAAGAUCGUGUAUUCUCUAGCCAACGAGAGUCAUUGGUUAUUCCAUAUCGACAACCGAACAGGCGUCAUUUCCACCGCCGGGUUGUUCGAUCGAGAGCGACAAAGUGUGUACGAGUUUCAAGUGGUGGCAACGGACGGCGGCCGGUACGAUGCUCGAUCGCAGAAAGUUCCGGUGCAGAUCACCAUCGGAGAUGUGAAUGACAACAAGCCAGUCUUCUCCCACUACCCGUUCACCGCCGAGAUUCCGGCGUACACUCAGCCGGGCCACGAGAUAUUGCACAUCACGGCGGUGGACAACGACGAGGGCACCAAUGCCGACAUAGUCUUUAGCUUCCUCAAUGAGCCGCCUUCUAACAAGUUCCGCAUCAACCCCAAUUCCGGGUCGGUUACGGCGGCUGCCAGCCUGGCGAUGGAAUCCGGAAAACUGUUCCAUCUGGAGGUUCUAGCUACAGAUAAGGGCAAUCCUCCUCAGAGUGCCACAGGACUGAUCGAAAUCAAAGUCGGAGAAAGUUCAGAGAACGCCCAGGUUUUAAGGUUCCAGAACUCGACCUACGUCGUCCAUUUGGCUGAAAACUCUCCCAUUGGAAAAGAAAUUCUUCAGGUGUCUGCAGUAAGGAGUGAUGGCAGGCGCCAGAGGAUCAGUUACAGCCUGGGUUCUGGUAAUGAUGAUGGAACAUUCGAGAUUACCAUGUCUGGAGUGGUGCGAGUGAGGGAUCCCAGAAGCCUUGACUACGAGGCCAGUCCCUCACUGAGACUAGUGGUGGAGGCUCGUGCAGAGAGCUCAAAUGGUCCAGCUCUUUAUGGUUAUGCUCAAGUGCUGAUAAAUCUCAUUGACCAGAAUGAUAACACCCCCAAGUUCACGCAACAACAGUACUCGGCUGUUGUUUGGGAAGGAAACAACAAGGGCACAUUCGUGAUGCAGGUAUCAGCGACUGACAUGGAUCAAGGGGCCAACGCUAGGUUACUGUAUCACAUUGUGGAUGGUAACCAUGACAAUGCUUUCGUCAUUGAACCUCCAUUCUCCGGGCUGGUCAAGACCAACAUAGUACUGGACCGAGAGAUCAGAGACAUGUAUCGUCUGACGGUAAUAGCCACUGACGAGGGAAUACCCCAGCUCACUGGUACCUCCACAAUCCGCAUCAACAUCGUAGACGUCAAUGACAACCAGCCCACAUUCCCCCCUCACAGCAUUAUCAGCAUCAGUGAAGGCAAAGAAGUUGGCAGUGUUAUAACUACGGUGUCAGCCAAUGAUGUAGACACCAACCCUGCACUCACCUACAGCCUGCAGGAGGACCCUAAGGUGGAGGGGGUGUUUAGCAUCGACAGGUUCAGUGGGAAGGUGAUACUGCGUCGGCCACUGGAUUAUGAGAGCAGACAGGAGUAUCGACUCAAAAUAACAGCAUCGGACACAGCGCAUACAGCAGUCACUGUCCUCACAGUCAAGGUCACCGAUGACAACGACAACCCUCCGAUAUUCAGCCAGUCCUCAUACAAGGCCAACUUGCUAGAUUCAUCAGAGAUGGGGCUGAUGGUGAACGCAACGGACAAGGACUCUGGAGUGAAUGCUGAUGUGCGCUAUUCGCUACUGACACCAGUCAGAGGGUUUACAGUAGAUGAGAGAACAGGUUCGGUGCAGGUAAACCGCAGUGCCGUGGCAUUGGGCAGCCCCUGGCAGGAUCUGGUUGUGGUGGCUUCUGACUGUGGCACUCCACAACUCUCCUCCACCGCAGCUGUUCGUGUUCUUGUCAACAGUGCAGGCAGUGGCAACAUUCUUGGGCAUCAUCAGUUUAGGAUAUCUGUGAAUGAGAGGGCAGAGAAGGGCAGCAGUCUACUGAAGAUGGGCAGCACUGGCAUAAAUGAACUUGUGUCAAACCCUCAAUAUACCAUAAUUGACGGGGAUGUUGAUGGUGCCUUCCAGCUGUUGAGCCCCCAAGGAGAACUUGUUCUACUGAAGUCUCUUGAUAGAGAAACAAAAGAUUCCUACCUUUUGCAUGUGACUUCCAGUCCAUUGGCUGACAACUCCAGUGCCAUCCAGAUCUAUAUUACGGUGGAGGAUGCCAACGACAACCCACCAAAGUUUGUCAAUGCAGAGUCCAGUGUUUAUAUCUCGGAGGGAGUCUCUAUUGGACACUCAGUGCUCCAGCUGUUGGCCAACGAUGCAGAUCUACCUCCUAACUCUGAUGUGCGGUACGAUAUCACUUCCGGAAAUGAUGAAGACCUGUUUGAUGUUGACCCAGUGAGUGGAAUAUUGACUGUGAAGAAUCAACUGGACUUUGAUAUUGGGCCCUCUGAAUACUCUUUGGUUGUUCGAGCGAGUGACAGUGCUAAAUCUCCUCCAGAUGUUCCUCUAUCUACUGUUGAGACAAUUCGCAUCAUUCUGGAAGACGAGAAUGAUAAUACUCCCCACUUCCCUGUAUCAGAGUACUUAGAGUUUGUUGGAGAGAAUGAAGCGGUUGGAUCUCCUGUGUUCACUGCAAGAGCAACUGAUAUUGACAGAGGAGCCUAUGGUCAGCUGAACUACUCUAUCAUGUCAGCAGCAGCCUCCGGCUUCACUGAUAUUGAAGACUCUUGGAAACUGUUCCGUGUGGAUCCUGUCAUGGGGGUUGUCACGACUAAUGCUGUAUUUGACUAUGAAUCUAGGAACCGAUACGCAUUUACUCUUACUGCUAGUGAUAAAGGUGGGAGAACUGCAAGAGUCAGAGUCAGAAUUGAGAUAGAGAGCAGAGACGAGUUCCAUCCCCAAUUCACAGAAAGGACCUACAGGUUUGUUCUCGGAGUCAAUGAUUUGCCAGUUGGAUAUAUUGUGGGUCAUGUGACGGCUACCGAUAGAGACAAAGGCCCAGAUGGAAGAGUAGUUUACCAGUUAUCAUCACAACAUUCUUACUUUAAAAUCAAUAGAACUACUGGUGUGAUUAUGAUUAAAAAGAAAUUCGAUUCUAGUUUUGAUCUAAAACGUGACGUCAGUUUGGUUGUAACAGCCAGUUCUGGAAGGCAAGGUUCUUUGACCAACAUGAGUGUUGUGGAAAUUGCAAUUGAUCCACUGGCAGACAAGGAAUCAAAUAUUGUAGUCACUGGAAAUGGGAAUGAUGCCGCUUUGGCUGCUACUAGUGGAGGAAUUGCAGACUGGGCAAUGGGAUUACUAAUUGCUCUGAUACUGAUAGUGUUGGCUUUUGGAGCUGUCUUUUUGUUUCUGCAUGUCAGAAACAGGAGACAUAAGAAAGUAAAUAAACCAGGAUUGAGUGGAGGUCAGAGUACCGACAGUUUUGUUGAUCCCAGUGCCUUUGAUACAAUUCCUAUCCGAGGUGGUGUAGCAGGCCCUGCCAGCCAGUUUGGACCACCCAAAUACGAUGAGAUCCCUACCUACAGGAAUAAUAACACAAGUAGCUCUAACUCAGGAGCUGCCACCACUUCAGAGCUCUCAGGUUCUGAGCAAUCCGGGUCGAGUGGAAGAGGAUCAGCAGAAGAUGGUGAAGAUGUUGAAGAUGAAGAGAUUCGUAUGAUUAAUGAAGGUCCUCUUCAACGAGAAUCUGGAAUGCACCGACCACCAGACGAUGAAGAUAACCUAUCAGAUGUAUCUGUACACAAUACUCAAGAGUACCUUGCAAGACUUGGCAUCGUAGACACACAAGGAACAUCUUCUGCAUCCAGAAGACAUUCUGAGAGUCUUGUUGCUGGGAGCAGUAAAGACGGGUUAAUGCACCAUCAGGGAGUGCCCAUUGAUGGUCUCCACAUGUUUGAUGAAGACACCAGUGGAGAGAAUGAUAUCACUAACUUAAUUUAUGCAAAGUUAAAUGAUGUCAGUGGGAGUGAACGAGGGAGCAGCACAGAAGACGUGGGUGGGGGAAGUAAUGGUGCGUUAGGAGCUGCAGUUGACCAUGUGAUGGUUCUCGGUGGCUUUGGAGACGUCCCCAAUGGAACCCAUCAACCGUCAAUGACCGGCUCAUUGAGCUCUAUUGUACAUAGUGAGGAGGAACUUACAGGGAGUUACAACUGGGACUAUUUGCUUGACUGGGGUCCUCAGUACCAACCUUUAGCUCAUGUCUUCUCAGAAAUAGCUAGGUUAAAGGAUGAUGCUGCCUCUGUGAAGAGUGGUAACAGUGGCGCCUCAAGUGGGAAGGGAAAAAAUUGUGCCCCUCCUGUUGUAAAGACUGUUCCUCCACCCCUGCUGACCUCAGUAGCGCCAAGGUCGAUAGCAGCGCCUGUGUUAUCAGCCCGCAACCCCCACCAUCCCACCGUGGCCCAUCAGCCUGCCCAGCUCCUGCUGUUGCCUCGGUCCCCAAUCAGCCACGACGCUAGUGGUGCAGGUUUCAGCACGUCUGCUGCAAUGUCCCCCAGCUUCUCCCCCUCCCUGUCCCCCUUGGCCACGAGAUCACCCUCAAUUUCCCCCCUCGUCACACCGGGCGUGCCUACCUCACACCAUGUCCGCCAGAGGACAACGGACUCAGAGCUCAGGAUCUAGUUGUUUUCCAAAGUGUAAUUAGUCAAUUUGGUUGACUGAGAGAAACCAUUUGAGUUUGUCUUAGGAAGUUAAUAAAUCAAUUAUUUUCACAAAGUAUAUAGUUAUUGAAUUUUAGAUUUGACAUAGUUUUUUACCAGUUCAUUGUUACCAACAAUAUUUUGAAAACAUUUUUGUUUUUCUGGAACUAAACUCAGAAUGUGUUUUUCUCAGUCAACAUUUUGUGAGUUUGAAUACUUGUGUUAAACUAUUUAUAUACCUCUUAUAGUAAAAUACGUAAUUAGUGAUUUUUUUUUUAUAUGAAUAAGAUAAAUGCAUUUGAAAAAUCAAAACACUGAGUAAUUGAUAUAUUUGAGUUUGAACAUUCGUUAUGAUGCUCAGAUAGUUGAUAACUGUGUAAGAAGUGUGGUAAUCAGUGGAACUGUUAGAACAUGGAAGUGCACGUGAAACGUGAAAGUGAUUUGGGACGCUGCAAUCAGACUGCAUAUCUAAUACUCUCAGAAGUCGUGUAAAUAGUGAUCGUAAAUCGUACAAACUAGUAUUCUUGUUAACUCGAACAUAAUUAUUUACGGAUCGUAUAUAAAAUGUGAUUAAAUAUAAAUCUCGAUGUAAAUAUGUUAAAUGUAAUCAAAACUUGUAUUUUAAUGUUCCAAAAUAAAACCUUCGUCAACGUAUACGCUAGUUAAGCUUUUAAACUCUUGAACUGUGAUCUUGCCAUUGAGUGUUGUCUGAGCAUGGGCUAAUUAAUUAAAGUGUUUAAUGAAUCUUGUAAAUAUUUAACUAAUAGACAAAAGGCCAUGCUUUGUAAUACUAAUGGAAGAGUUACAACUGGAAUGCUCAAUUUCUUGCCAUGUAAAUUCAAUGAACAAUGAUCAAACUUUUCAAUCUUUCAAGUUUUUAUAUGUGUAUUUGCAAAAAUGUUGGUCUUUUGAAUUUAUCUUACUUGUCUUCUUGGUUCUCAGGAUUAUUUGGUGUAUUCAGAUUUUGAUGUGAUGUAUAUAUCAUUCUUACCAAACUUAAUUCAUUUCUAAUAUUCCUGCCCUUGAACUACAACCUCAACACUAAAUUUAUUCAGACCAUGAAACUCAGUAUAUUAAAUGUUAAACAAACAUAUAAUUAUUUCAAAGAGCAUGGAAUUAUUCAUUUAAUUUUUUUACAUUAAUCUAAUUUCUGUCUACAGUAAA
Homalodisca vitripennis (glassy-winged sharpshooter) is the source of this 11438-nucleotide messenger RNA. RefSeq names its product protein dachsous (gene ds). The coding region runs from base 199 to 10257 and encodes 3352 amino acids. The record is from RefSeq and is a predicted model, not a curated record. Gene Ontology annotation, biological process: homophilic cell-cell adhesion. The transcript has 19 exons. Gene Ontology annotation, cellular component: plasma membrane. Gene Ontology annotation, molecular function: calcium ion binding. NCBI's taxonomy places the organism in Eukaryota, Metazoa, Arthropoda, Insecta, Hemiptera, Cicadellidae.